GGUGGCAUGUUUGGAAUGUGCAUUGCUCCUCCGUGUUAUCAUGGCCGCCACUAGCCAGUCGGGACCGCUCGAGAUUUUCAUUAAAGACGGGUGGCGACGUGUUCUUGCUACACUAGACGAUGAUCUCCUAACGCUUAACCUUGAAUCUCCACCGACAACAAACGGGGACAUACAAACACCGCAGUCCCCCAAGUCUCCCGAUGGAAAUGAGCGAACAGAACCACCAGAUUCGAUAGGGAACCAGAUUCGUACAAUUCGCGUUAUUAAACAAGAAGUUGGCGGUCUAGGAAUUAGCAUCAAAGGAGGCAAGGAAAAUAGGAUGCCUAUAUUGAUAUCGAAGAUUUUUAAGGGUCUAGCAGCUGACCAGACUGAAAGUUUGUAUAUUGGAGACGCGAUUCUUGCUGUAAAUGGCGAAGACUUACGGCACGCUACUCACGAUGAAGCGGUGCGAGCUCUGAAACGAGCCGGAAAAGAAGUGGAUUUAACGGUCCGACAUGUAAAAGAAGUGACUUCUUACUUCCAUAGAAAUGCAGAAAUGGACAACGAACAGUCUACGGAAGGGCAAGGGGACAAUAAACCGGAAUGGGGCGAGGUGAAAAAUAUUCCUUUGAAACUGUGUUUUGUGACGAAGACUGUUUCAUCCAAGGUUGAAGCGAGUCCCGGGAGAACGCUAGAGCUCUAUACUCCCGAUGGAAGAUCUGGAUGUAUAUUAAAAGCAAAAGAUGCGACUUCAUUGCAGGAGUGGUUUGAUGCUAUUCACACGAAUAUAUCAAGAUUGAUAGUCCCAGCAACUGAAGAAGUGAAUGAAAUGCUGAGUUCUAGUUCCGGUUAUCGCGAGAUCAGGACGAUGGGAUGGCUCAGUGAACAGGUUCACCUUGGUGGUGACAGUAGUUGCAUGGAUUGGAAACCUGUGUUUAUGGCGUUGACGGAAAAGGACAUGCUGCUCUAUGAGGCAGCACCUUGGUCAAAAGAGGACUGGAGUGCUCCUUAUCUGAGUCACCCAUUACUAGCUACUAGGCUUGUCCACCCUGGGCGUGGCAGUGGUCAAAUCCAGAAUGUUGAAUUGUCCUUUGGUACAAGAACAGGCUCCAGGAAGGGAGUGGAGGCACAUCUGUUCCGUGUAGAAACUCAGCGAGAACUUGCGCACUGGUCACGCUGUAUCGUCCAGGGUGCACAUGAUGCUGCCCUGCUGAUCAAGGAAAUCAAUUGUGCGGUAACUUGGCAAGGUCAAGAGGCACGUCUAACCAUCCAUUUUGAGAAUGGUUUCUCUCUCACUGAUGCUCGUUCUGGCAGUGACACCAUUAGCAAAUCACAGGUUCUGUGGUACUUCCCGUUUGAGAGACUGAAGAUGUCUGCAGAUGAUGGGCAACGACUUUUGUGGCUAGACUUUGGGGGUGAAGAAGGCGAACAAGAGUUGGACCUUCAUGGCUGUCCCAAGCCGGUUGUGUUUGUUCUUCACACAUUCCUAUCAGCUAAAACAACACGCCUGGGACUCUUUGCCUAAUUAAAUGACAGUUGCCAUGGAGAUUCCUUGGACAAUAAGUAUGCAAAUAGACAUGCAUAGUAUACUUAAUAAAUUUCUAGUGUAUACAGCUAUUUUUUUACCAAAAAGUAUUCUGGAAUGAAACCUCAUUGUUGUCAACUUAUGGCAGAGCCUAGUGGGCUGGACAAGGUCCUUUAAUUACUGCUUUUAAAGGGGUUAUGGAAUUAUAUUUUUAUCGCUGGAUCUGAUUGGAACUAAAUAUAAAAAGGGGCAGUAUGGAAUUUAGCAAUCAUAUAAAGUCUGUUUUAUUAUUAAAAUCAAGUGCAAGUAAUAAAGGACAAGAAAGGAAACGUUUUAGUAGCAAAAGCUUGAAGGUUCUUGGCUUUUCCCCCCUGAAUCCUGGUUAAGAUUCCUUAUCAUUUAAAAAGACACCAGGAGGAACAGAGUUGUAACCAGCAUCUACCACAAUUUAUUGAAACAGGAAUAUCAAUAUAACUAUAAUCUAGAUAAUUACUGUAGUAACUCCCAGCUACCAAACAGUAACAUAUGUAUAGGAAGUGAUUCAAAAUUUAACAAUUAUUAUAUUCAGCAAUGUUUUCCUUUACUAUCAUCAGACAAGGGCAGAUGGAGCUUUUUGCUAAAGGGGGGGGGGGGGUUGGCUCAGUGACAAAUGGGGAGGGGGUAUUUUUCGUUAUAUAUGGCUUUCUGGCAGCCCAAGGGGGGGUUAAACCCCAUAAACACUCCUCACUACUGUCAGAUAUAGAGGUUCUGCUUAAUUUUGUUUAGUUUUUGUUGCAGUGGUAUUCUAGAUCCCCCCUCCCUUAAUUUACCUUAUUUAAAAAUGCUGUCUUUGUUCUGUGGGGACCAAUAACUCUAUUUUCCCAGGGAUUGUUAUAUCUAGGUUUUAAAAUGGACUUGCAAGUAAGCAAAAUAAUGAUGAUAAUACGUUUUAUACAUAGAAUGCAUACAUCAUUUGUUAUUCAAAUUUGAAUACAAAGACAGUCUAGUGUAAUCUUUUCUAGUGUAAUAAUCUUUGUCUUUUUUUUUAUCUCUAAGUUAAUGGUAUCAGCAUUGCUGGCACUGUUUAGAAAGCAUGUGAAGUAAUUGCCGUCAUUUUUUUGUGACUAACCUGACGGAGCAAUGCUUGCGCUGUUUACACAUCCUUCCUCUGCCUUUUAUAAUAGAGUAUGUUUACACUUAGGUAUGUUAAAUUCAGUGUAGACAAGUGAAAGAGAUGCCUCAAUUAGUAAAAGAUCGGUACCCCCCCCCCCCCCCCCCGAUCUCCGCAACGCCCUGGGUUCCCGAGGAUGCCAAAAAGUGAGCAUUUCUAUUUAAAAGUUCAUGAAAUACCAUCCAUUUGCCAUACAGUUUACAUUUUUUUACAGUUAGGAUCUUGCAAUCGUUAUACCGUGUGUAACCUAUGCCCUCCCCCCCUCCCCCUCAAUAAAUCCUAGGUAUGAGCAUGGAAAGUUUCUCAAGAUACCCCUACUCCCCAAAAUUUCACCCCUUCAUGUUGAACGACAUCUCUGUCUGGAGACAGUUAUUUUUCACCCUGCUGUGUAUCGGAACUGAAGACUGUAGCUCUGAAAUUCCAAAUUCUCCUGUGAGGGGGGGGGGGGGGUUACUGCAAUCACGCAGUGUUAAGCAAAUCCCCUCCUUGCUAAAGAUUGGAGGAAAAGAAAUUAAUCAUACCAUUGAUUCCUAAAAAACGCCUUUCUUUCCACAAUUCAACCAGUGAAUUGUUUUAUGUUCAUAUCGAAUAUAUAUAAUUUUAUGUGAAGGCUUAUUGAGGUUGUAAUUCUACUCGUAUAACGAGAACAAAGGAAGAUGAUAAUGUAA
Molecule: messenger RNA, 3322 nt
Organism: Nematostella vectensis (starlet sea anemone)
Lineage: Eukaryota; Metazoa; Cnidaria; Anthozoa; Actiniaria; Edwardsiidae
Product: beta-1-syntrophin
Exons: 5
Coding region: 41-1504 (487 amino acids)
Cellular component (GO): dystrophin-associated glycoprotein complex; intracellular anatomical structure
Molecular function (GO): protein binding; structural molecule activity
Source: RefSeq, a predicted model, not a curated record